Molecule: messenger RNA, 4394 nt
Organism: Melanotaenia boesemani (Boeseman's rainbowfish)
Lineage: Eukaryota; Metazoa; Chordata; Actinopteri; Atheriniformes; Melanotaeniidae
Exons: 10
Coding region: 356-3802 (1148 amino acids)
Biological process (GO): centrosome cycle; establishment or maintenance of cell polarity; regulation of cellular localization
Cellular component (GO): apical plasma membrane; nucleus; cell cortex
Molecular function (GO): protein kinase C binding
Source: RefSeq, a predicted model, not a curated record
AAUCCCACUGAUUUCUGAAGGGAUUACCGAACCAAUCAUGAUAGAGGGACCGCUGGCUCGCUUGACACUGCUCGGAUUGGGAGCUACGUAGUCAGAGAGUGGACUCAGCCCUAUAGGUUCUGGAGGACCGCUGAGAAGUCUUAUUGGACUUAAUUUGUUUUCAUGCAGUGGAGGUAGUUGCAGCGUCUUUUUUAUUAUUUUGGUAUAUAGGGUAACUAAUUUGAGCAGUUUCACCUAAAUCUAUGUUAACUUUUUUUCUCCCCCAACGAUGGUCAGCGCUGGAAUUGUGUUUUAAAGAACACCAUCUCUACUAAAUAACCAGAAUCUGUCUGGCUUUUCUUUGCAUUACCAGCCAAUGGAGGAGGAGAAAGCAGAUGAUAUUAUUCGUCCAAAAUCCAGCUGCCCCGUACCCACUGCACUUCCCAUUAACUGGGAACUCAUUACUGGCCCUGUUCCUGAGCCCCUUUCUUCAGCAUCCUCCUUGAACACCGCACUUCCUCCUCCUCAGAGUUCAGCUGUGCACACUCUACAGACCAAGGUGAAGUCGCUGACACAGAGAAGGACAAGAGGGAGAGAAAGAGAGAGGGACAGAGAAAAGUUGGACACAGAGUUGCAAGUGAAAAGUCCCUCUGGGCAGAUUUCAUCUGAAGUCUUUCUCAGGCAGCGAACCAGAGUAAAAGGGCAGCUAUCUUUGCCUGCAGGCUCUUGGCGAUCAAGUGCAGCGAGGGACUUAAGCAGUAGCGAUGAAGAGGAGGAGGUAGAGGUGCAGGUUAGGUUGGAGAUACACAGUCCUCCAGUUGAGGCAGAAACAGAGCAAGGAGGAGAGGAAAGUGAAGAGGAAAAAUCAGAAAAAAGUGAGGACCAGGUCAUUUCACAGGAAAGACAGCUUUGUGGGCUCGGGGAUGGCACUAGUCUGGAAAGUCUUCUUUUGGACAACUUGUGCAGUAGCAAGGACAACCCAUCACCCCCUCCUCCACUGCCUGACCUGUCCUCCUCUCUCACUGCCGCUUGUUCUUCUUCUGCUUCUUCAUCUUCAGUUAAACACUGGGCACCUCCAAAGGGCUUUUGGAAAAUUGCACGGCCAGAGACUUUGCUUCUUAAUGGGGUUGGCCCUCAUAACAUCCCUCCCACCUUACCUUUGAAGGACUACACUCAGAUAGAGGGACAGGCAGAGCCUCAGAAGAAGUCUAAACCAUCUGACACAAGCAACAAGAACAACAUGGGAUGUGUGGUUGGUGAUAAUGCAGCAUCAUCAGAGCUAAAAUACUCGGAUAGUGUGGAGUGCCACUUGGAAAGGUGUGAGCAAAGUGAGGCAGAUGUGCCUGAUUCGGCCAUAGGGCUGUGCAGUUCAGACAGCUGGGAGAGCAUGUCUUCACAAAGUGGAGUGCUCUGUGCAGAUCUGAAGCUCAGAGUGAAGGAGAGGGCCUAUGCAAAAUUAAGGGAAAGACAACAAAACUGCAGAGAAGAGCAAGAUCAGCAUGGAGAAGAAAGUGUGGGCUAUUAUGGAGAUCUAACAUACAGAGUGGAUUAUAAAGUUUCAGGUAGCCAUGGUGUUUUAGACAGCACAGACACAACCCUUCUCGCUCAGGAACUUGAACCCUAUUUGAGAUCACUUCUUAUAAUCAGUGAUGAGCUACCUCUCAGCCCAAGGCAUGAGCAAGCCAAGCGUCUUCUGGAGCGAGCUAGACUCAAGGCUCGCUCCAGUCACUUUAAAGGUGAUCGCCCCAGACGCUCCCAUUCUGAUCAGAGAUCCACUGUGAAGAAGCAGCAAGUUGAAUCCCUCAGUUCAACAGCAGUGCAGAAACCAGCUCAAACCAAAGAAGAUCUUCCUUCCCAAGCUGUGUCUGGUCCUCUUCUUGUCCCCACUAAAAGAGACACUUCUCCCAGUGACCAAACAGGCCGAUCCAGACGGUACGGUUGUUCGCCCACACGUGUACGCUUUGAGGAUGAAUCAGAGAAAGAAGCAGAGUCUCGCUAUUUGGACAGAGUGAGACAGCGCGGCAGGCCUGGGAUGCCCAAGUCCAAAAGCAGAGAAAGUAAUACAGAUUCCAGCAGUAGUGGCUCAGAGAGAAGCAGAAACCACAGAAGUGUCUCCAUGCCUCCAUCUCAGAAACAAGAAGAUAAUAAUGUGGUAACAAGUGAUGAAACCACAACAGUUGUUAAAGAAAUAAUAGUGCUGGUGAAGAAAUGUGAAGCUUGUGGGUCUGUAGUUAGGGAACCUCAGCCAGUCUCACCACCAUCAGAUCCACAGAACAAUGAUCCGCAGCAAUCUGGAAACCCAGAGGAACCACGAGGAAAAGCAACUCCUCGCUGGGUGCCCUCAAACAAACCAGAUACAAGUACUCGUCCUAAAGCUCCACUCACAGUCACUUUUGCUGGAGCUUAUGUGCUGGGGGAAAAUAAAGAAAGUAGCACAAGCUGGAAGUCAUCUGGCUUUGGGAAGCUCAGGAGAAGGAGCAGGAAAGGAGAAAGUCGAUUAGAGUCGGGCCAUGGUCCUUACGGCCCAUCAUGGGCUCAGCGGCGUAACUCAAAUCCACGUAACAGGGUCAACUUAAGCAGAGCAGUUUCAUUUGCUCCUGGUAGCCCUGUUGAUCUGGAGCCACAUUUACUUGAGGCAUCUAGUGAACUAAGAGAAUCACCCACCCCAGCGCUGCCCAUAAAGUCAGCACUGAAGUCAAGCUCAAGAAAUCGGUCUGCUACAAGCCAAUCCACUGUCCAGUUCCAGAUGUCCUCAAACCAGGGAGGAGAGAAUGGAUCCCAAUCCCUUGACUCCCCAGAAACAAGAAGGGAGUCUCCUGUGUCUUUAAGCCAAGGGGCACCUACAUCAAGCAGCCCAGUGCCCUGUAUCAGGCCCUCCACUCUGAGAUACUCGCCAGCCAGGGUCACCACAGAUUUGCCAUCUGAUGAGAUCUGGGAUGCCAGUCUAGAUGGAACAGCUCUAAGUGUAGACAGUGGUCCUGGAUCAGACGGCCGUGCACUUCGUGGUCUGGGUAUGUCUCGAACUGAGGACCUUAGAGCCGAGCUGUUGAGAGCAGAGCAUCUGAAAGCAGAGGCUAUAUGGGAGGAAAGCUCUGAUGGUUCCAGAAAACUGGAUGGAAGGCCAAAACUUUUCCUGCGUCGCUUCUUUUCCUCCAUUGGUCUGAACAGUGUUGGCAGACUUGUGAAAGGGGGUCGGUCUAGUAGCAUGGAACAGCUCAGUAUCCCUGCUGUUGCCCGGGCAAGUUCAACUUCACCAAGCCCCACACGCAGACCUCAGCCAACUAUUCGCAUACAGAGGACGCCCUCUCUGCAGACCCUCCACACAGUGCUGCCAUUGGCCCAGCUGCGUAAAGCCUCCUCUGUCCAGAGUUUAGAGAGAAGAACAGAGCGUUCAACAAUACUUGGAGAGGUGCAGAUACCAUAUGGUCUGGCACCCAGCCCUGAUAGUCCCCAGCUCGAGCUUCAUAGGGCCUUAAGCGUUGAGGAUGUACUUGUCUCUAGAAUUGUACGCCCAGUGAGUCGAGUCACCCAGGCUUUCCCUGAUGGGACUCUCCUCUUGGAGCUUGUCAAACCUCCAAAUGGUCCUUUUGGGUUUGUCAUUUCAAGGGGCAAAGGUCGACCAGAUACAGGGGUAUAUGUUGAGAAAGUGGGUGACGGCAGUGGUGAGGGCCCAUACACUGGCCUUCUGAACGUUGGUGAUGAGAUUCUACAGGUGAACGGGGAAGCAGUGGCAGGACUCAGUUUGGACCAGGUGACACGGCUCAUGACCAGGGAAAGCACUGCUUCCCUUUGGAUCUUGCCAGCACGACGCAAUCAGCGCUAACAGGCCUGACAGGCAUGGCAUACAGCCACUUAUACCGGAGACACAGAUACUGACUGACCACUCGACAAACACUGUAGAUUGACUGUAACAUAUGGUAGAUGUAACACAGUGCAGUUUGAAACAAGUCUACAGAGAAUAAUAUGCUUCAUUUAUUUUAGUGCAAACCAAUCCAACAAGUACAGAAAAAAUGCUGCUAAGAAAAUGGAUUUUAAAGUUUAUAUUGUGAUAUAGCAGAGAGUUUCACUUCCAGCAUAUUUUUGUGACCAGAUUUAGAUAAACAUGGGAUUCCACCUUUCUUUUCUAUUUUCUCUUUACAUCAUGACAUGAUAAAUCUUACUACGUUUUCUUACAUAUUUGAAGCUGUAAGUAUUGAUCUGUUGUUGAUGUGUAUUUAUAUAUUUAUUUGUUCUUUCAACUUUUUAUUCAUUUCAGAUGAAUGUUGAUAUGUAGGGAUGCAUCACAUGUUAGUUUGGCCUAUAGACGCCCUAAAGUAAGAGCUGUGUGCAGGACCAAGAAAGAAAAUAGUUGUCCUUUUUUCAGAGCAUCAUAUUUCCCUAUGGGCCUCCGCAUUGCUUCUGCUUAUCUGCUAAUU